Molecule: messenger RNA, 3642 nt
Organism: Dinoponera quadriceps
Lineage: Eukaryota; Metazoa; Arthropoda; Insecta; Hymenoptera; Formicidae
Product: nucleoredoxin-like
Exons: 7
Coding region: 1810-3300 (496 amino acids)
Source: RefSeq, a predicted model, not a curated record
GUUGAAAUUACGACAAUAGCAUAGGAAGACGGCUGGACACGUGGAUGCGAGAUACGUCCGAACGGAGAGUGCCGAACUUCAGACGUGAAGGCACACACUUGACGCCGAGUGUAACGCAAAGGGAGAAAGCGGGUCGGUAAUCCAGGAUUAUUUCACCUCGGCGAGCCGACACGGCGAUUCUAUGAAUGUUAAUCGGCCAGGUAGCAUAAUCCGCCGAGAACGUCGGCUUUCGCCAGGCGGAAGCUCUGAGUCAGCGAAAAAGCGGGCAGACUCGGGCCGGAUUCGUUAUACUCGAUGAUGCCGGCAGAUCCUUGGUGGGGAAAUUCAAGGACCUGCUGUAUUUGAAUCGAUACUUCUUCCCUUUGAAACACCCAAGUGGAGCACAAAGCGACACGCUGGCGUUACCAUACUGUAAGACUGUUUGCAAAAACACAGGUAAUAUGUGAAAGAAAUAUUGUACACAUAUAUAUAUUGUACGUAUAUAUAUAUAUAUAUAUAUAUUCAUGUCUCAAAUGUUUGGGAAACAUUUUAAUAUUAUAACGAAAUUUUCAUUAUAACGAAAACAAUUGAAAUAUUGCUAAUAUGCCUUAGAGGUAAACGAUAUAUCUUGACAUUCGACGGUAACGUUUUUAAAAUAUUGACACUUGGAUCUUGUGAGUAGAGGGAGAGAGAGAGAGAGAGAGUAACAUCACCGACCGUCAGAUGGCGCCACUUGGAGCUACUUGACUUACGAAAAUAGAAUCGAGUUUGCAUAAAGGCGUUUCACACAGCAUUACGAUGUCAGAGAGAAGAACGUGCGAUUUUUUAAUUGCUUUACUGGAAAUAAAUCUUGGAUACAUCGUCUUUGGACACUUCGUCAAAUAAGGAAAUUCUAUCUCAUAGUGAACGUUAAAAGGCAAGUUGAGGAUUACGUUUGUACUUGGAAUUUUAGCAGAAUAAAGCUGACUUAUGACUGGCCUCGUCAACUCCGGUUAACUUAAUCGGUCGGUUAGAUUUAAGAGUGCAAACUUAAAACUGAUCGUUACUAAUUAAUUAUCACGACUUACGAGUUCUUGAAGUUUUGCUAUCGGCAACUCUUAAAUUUAAUCUACUAACUAGCCGGACUUGGUGAGACCGGCUUUUAUAAUUUUAAGAUAAUGUUUUUAUGCGCUCGAAAUCUUUAUCUAAAUUAACAUUUUUUUUACCUUUUUUUACUACACAGCGGUUCACAUCAUCGAUCACAAAAAGAACGACUUUUUGGUUUAAGACUCGAGACACAAUACAGUCGCAUUGUGCGUUACUUACGACAAAGACUUAAAAGAUAAAACUGUCUUGACAAACCGAAAUCAUCAGCCAUUCUGCUAAAGCCCUUAGCGUUCCGUGCAUGCGCGCCAAUUCCGCCUACCAUGUUGUUUCUCCCAUAUCGAUAUCUCGCUAAUACGCAGAACGCAGAACGACAUCAGCUCUGAAAUGGAAGCGAAAUGUUCACGCUUACUUACUAAUACCUGCCUCCUUGAUCAAUCGAUUUCUCUCUAUCGUUCGUUUUUUCUCUGAAAAAUAUUUAUACUUCGAUAGUAUCGAAACUAUCGACCGUUGGCGCUCGGCUUCGAUCGGUCGACUUCGUGGCGUCGCGUCGCGGGUCUGAAGCCGCGCGCGAGUCAACGAAAGGUGAAUCAGUUCGCGUUGGUGCGGUCGACGAGACGCGUGGGUAAUAGUUCGCGGCUACCGGGACUCUCCGAGAGUCGAGUGAAUUCCUCGGCAGCCUUUCUCCGUGGGUAGGCUCGGCGCGUGUCGCCGGCGAAUGAAGCAAGCCAACCGGGUGAUCGAGCGAUGGCAGCGUGCAUCAGCGAACAGGCACCAUCCGCGUCGGUGAAUGUCGCGAGGAAGCCGGCCUCGUCGACGGCCGCCGGCAAGCCGACCUGCUGGCAACACCGGCUGCUCGGCAAGCAGCUCGCGCGCUGCAGCCAGGUUAACAACGCGCGCGACGCCAAGACAAAGCCGCUCGAUGCGACCGCUUCGCUCGUCACCGAGGACGGCCGGCCGGUAUGCGAGAUCAUCGGCAUGUACUUCAGUUUCGUGAACCCCGGUGCCACCUGCGACGACUUCACGCGUCAGCUGGUCGAGCUCUACGCGAGUGUCAACGCGGACAACGGCGAGCGCAGGAAGAGAUUCGAGGUGGUGCACGUGGUACUGUGGAGCAACGUGACCGACGUGCUCGACUUCGAGGAGAGCUUCCGCGCCCACGUAGCCGAUCUGCCCUGGCUCGCCGUGCCGAACAACGAUUACGAGAGGAAGACCAGGCUGACUCGAAGGUAUCGGAUAAAGGCGGGUGUACCGACGCUGAUUUUACUGGAGGGCUCGAACGGGUCCGUAGUGACGAGAGGGGGAGUUGAACGAACCGUCGCCGAUCCUGCCGGUGCGGAAUUCCCUUGGAGACCUCCGCAUCCAAAAGCUGCCCUUGAGGAUGGACCUCUCCUGCCUUGCGGCGGCCGGGACAGCAAUGAACCCAUGUUGCACGAGGAACUCCGCCACUGUUUCAAGGGAGUGUAUUUCAGUGCACACUGGUGUCCACCUUGUAAAGCUUUUACACCGCAACUCGUGGAUACGUACCAGCGAAUCCGGGAGAGAGGCCACGAUUUUGAAGUGAUCUUCGUGAGUUCGGACAGGAGCGAGGAUUCUUACAAUGCGUACACGGAGACAAUGCCUUGGUUGAAGAUACCUUUUAGCCAAGAAGAGAGACGUCGGAAAUUGGCAAGGGCUCUCGACGUUCAAGCAAUACCGACUCUGGUCAUUCUGGAUCCUCGCGACAACAUAAUCACUCUAGAUGGACGCACCGAGCUGAUUGAGGAUCCGGAGGGACUGAAUUUUCCCUGGACGAGCAGAUUGGUGAACAUUUUAACAGAAAAAUAUGCUACAUCGUUGCACGAUGCUCCGGCCAUUAUCUUGUUUGUUGAGGGAGAAGACUGCGAGAUUCAAUUUGGGGAAAGCGUAUUACUGCCAACCGCACAAGCGUACAGAAGGGAUCGGCCAGAUUAUGAUCCAAACUAUGAUGAUCCUGACGACGAUACUUUGCAGUUUUAUAUAGCUCUAGAUUGUGAAACGUCCGACAUUCUUCGUGAAUUCAUUGGUUUGGAUGACGCGGUACCUCUCCUGACUGCUAUCGACAUUCCGCGAGGGAUUUACGUGGUGAUGGAGGAUGGCGCUGAGAUUACCGUGGACUCCGUACAACAGUUCGUCGAUGGAUUUCUCAAUAACAAAUUGCCGACAAAUAAAAUAGCGGCAGUCCGCAAAACAUCAAAAACCGAACAUGUGCCGGCCUAAAGCCAUAGCAAGAGCUACGUUAAUUAAGCGAAAUAUUUCUACUUGUCAGAUUUUUAUAAGAGAAGGAGUUGCUCGAGUGUCAGAUAAAACCAAACCCCUCUCCUCCUUUUUUUUUUUUUACUCCUGUCUCUGUGAUACCGUCGCUCUUUUCGUAGGAAGAAUUCCGCGCGUCAGUCGUACUUGGUCUUGCAUAAUCCUCCGCGGAUGUAACCAAAAGAUGUAUGUAUCAUAGCCAAAAAUAAAUCGAUCAAAUUGUAUUUUUAAGUGUACACACGCACACGAGAAAAAUACGUUAAUAUAUUAUAUAUUACUUAAUAAAUGCCGGUGUGGGCGCACUUUUAA